AUGGUGUCCAGUGGAGAUUUACGAACACCUCAGUUCAACGGUGUGAACUAUGACUUUUGGGCAGUAAAGAUGGAGACAAUCCUCAUAGCAUUUGAUCUAUGGGAUGUAGUUGAGUUUGGCAUGAAAUCAGGUUCAAGUGUGAAAGAAGAAGAAUAUGAGAAAGAAGAUAAGAAGAAUGAUGAAACCGAGAGCAAAGAUGGUGAAACUAAGAGCAGCAUAGUUGAAGAAGUUGUUUUCAGAGAAAACAAAAUAAGAAAUGCCAAGGCAUUGAGCCUCAUCCAAGGAGCCUUGACUGAUGAACUUUUUCCUAGAAUAAGGAAUGAGAAUACUGCACAAGGAGCAUGGAAUGUGCUGAAAAGAGAGUAUAGAGGUGAUAAGAAAGUGAGGUCUGUGAAAUUGCAAGCUGUGAGGGCAGAGUUUGAAUACAUGAGAAUGUCAGAAGGAGAAGGCUUAGAACACUAUCUUUCUAAGUUUUUUGAAGCUAUAAACAGUCUGAAAUCUCUAGGAGAAGAUGUACCUGAGAUUAGGAUUGUGCAGAAGCUCCUAAUGAGUUUAAAUAGGAGAUACAAGUCCAUUGUCUCUAUCAUUGAAGAGACAAGGGACCUUGAUGUGCUGAAGGUGGAAGAAGUUAUAGCCUCUGUCAAAGUAUUUGACAAGAGGGAAGACCUGCAUGAUGAACAAGAUAAGGUUACAAGGACUGAAAAGGCAUUUAGUAGUCUCAAAAUGGGCUAUAAUCAUGCUGCAAACAAGGCUAUGCAGGGGAGAUCUAGUCCAAGAUGGCAGGGACAUGAUCAAAGGCAUGUGGGCUGGUCUCAAGGAAGAAAUGUGAAUAAUCAUCACAAUUUCAGUCACAACACAAACUGGAAUAACAGAACUGUAAGUAGCAGCAGCAGUUCACAGCACAGAGGUGGAGAUAUAAGGGGAAGCCUAAGUGUGGGAAAUGCAGUCGGUUUGGACAUUAUUCCAAAGACUGUGACAACAACAAGCAGCUAG
Molecule: messenger RNA, 993 nt
Organism: Populus nigra (black poplar)
Lineage: Eukaryota; Viridiplantae; Streptophyta; Magnoliopsida; Malpighiales; Salicaceae
Exons: 2
Coding region: 1-993 (330 amino acids)
Source: RefSeq, a predicted model, not a curated record